This is a messenger RNA of Misgurnus anguillicaudatus (oriental weatherfish), 1704 nucleotides long. Lineage: Eukaryota; Metazoa; Chordata; Actinopteri; Cypriniformes; Cobitidae. The record is from RefSeq and is a predicted model, not a curated record.
AAGUCAGGUUAUUUAUCCAUGAUAGAUAAAAAAUGUUAUCAAAACAUUUACAUACAUUUUGAUCAUUCAGCUGACACUUAUCUUGAUCACCAUGAAAUGCAAAAUAGAACAUUCAAACUAUUGAAUAUUGAAAAUCAAUUUUCAAAUAAUGACCAACAAGUUCCGCAAAAACAUGUAUGCAUGUAAAGGUGGCGCGAGAAACAAAAUUUUUACAUGUUGGUUUGUCAUCAACAGGAAACACCACAAAUUGAUACUUGUGAAAUGGAUAUCAGUUCAGCAACAUCAGCCUUGGACAUCAGCAUGGCAUCAGAACCUGCCUCAGAACCUGCUGCUGACCCUGCUGACUCCAGUUUUGUCCCUGACACAAGCCCCUCCACCUCUACCACAGGAAGCACAGCAAGUAUUCCUGGACAAUAUAGAGGAUGGACAGAGAGGAAGUGGCUGGUUAAUGAGUCCAAACUCAUGGAACUGUUCCAAAAAUGCACUUUUUGUGGAGCUGCAAUGUGUGAUGUCAACCAAAUUGUGAAAACUUCUGGCAGCAUGAUCAGAAUCAUAUGGAAAUGUGAUAAUGGACACACUGGAGAUUGGGAAUCUUGCCCAACUGUCCGUGGAAUGGCGGAGAACAACCUGCUAUCAGCAGCAGCAACACUCUUCACUGGUGCUACUUACACAGACAUUGCUGAAUGGGCAGGGGUUUUGAACCUUCAGCUACCCCAGAAAACCACCUACUACAGGAUACAGUCUAGCUACCUGAUUCCAGUUAUCGCAGAAGAAUACAAGAAGCAGGAGGACACUAUAAAAGCAAGACUCAUCUGCCAGACUCUAGAUGGCGAGGGAGUGCAGGUCUGCGGAGAUGGAAGAAGUGACAGCCCAGGCCAUUCCUGCAAAUACACAACGUAUUCCUUCAUGGAUGACUUCACCAAUCAGAUUGUCACAUUUGAGUUGAUUCAGGUGACCCAGGCCAAAAGUUCUGUUGCCAUGGAACCAAUGGGUUUCAAGAAAGGUCUGGAAAAGCUACUAGAUGAAGGGAUCCAUGUAAAGGUUGUCACAACUGACAGACAUCCCUCUAUCAGGAAAAUAAUGAGGGAGGAUUUUCCAAAUAUAGAACACCAGUUUGAUCCAUGGCAUACCGCAAAAGCAAUAAAAAAAAAACUGGUUUUGGCAUCCAAUCGCAAGAACUGCAUGGACCUUGCUCCUUGGAUAAAGAGUGUGAGCAAUCACAUGUGGUGGAGCUGUAGUUCAUCAAAAGGAGAUACAAAGGAAUUGCUGAGACGAUGGAGGUCAAUUCUCCAUCAUAUCUGUGGGGUCCAUCGCUGGGAAGAAGAUGGCAUGAUUUAUAAAUGCUAUCACACUGAGCUGCCAGCGGAUGUGCAAAGGAAAAAGAAGUGGUUGGCAGAAGACUCCCCGGCCUACAAGGCCCUUUAUGAAGUGUGCAUGAAUGCACGACUUUUGAAAGACCUGGAACAAAUGGCACUGUUCAAACACACGGGUAUGUUUAUCAAAGACUUCACAGCUAGUGAUUUGGCUACAUACAUUUUAGUUUCUGUUGUAACUAUUUCUGUGAAACUUGUUUACAAUGUAUUAGGUGGUAACAUUGCACAAUAGACAAUGGUGAACUUCAUCAGAUCAUGCAUACAAGUUGAAAUCUGUGUUCAAAUUAUUGUUUAUAUAGUCUAUACAGUUUUGUAAUUUUAACUGUCUUUA